This is a messenger RNA of Cooperia oncophora, 1044 nucleotides long. The record is from the annotation of a GenBank genome assembly. NCBI's taxonomy places the organism in Eukaryota, Metazoa, Nematoda, Chromadorea, Rhabditida, Trichostrongylidae.
AUGCACAUCAUGCAAAAGUUGACAUAUUUCUUCCAGUUUGUCUCAAACUCUGAAAAACUUGUGGUGCUGCGGUUAGGACGAGCGCAGAAGACUCGAGGUCCGGGUGCCACGUUGAUCGUACCCUGUAUUGACACCACUUUCAAGAUCAGCACCACGAUUACAGCCUUCAAUGUACCGCCGUUACAAGUGAUCACGAUCGAUCGUGGCUUGGUUGAGUUAGGAGCAACGGUGUUUCUUCGAAUUCGAGAUCCGGUCUCAGCUGUUUGUUCUAUACAGGAUCGGAACACUUCUACGAGGACGCUGGCAAACACGAUGCUCUAUCGUUAUAUCAGUAAGAGACGAAUAUGCGAAAUCACUAACGGACAUGACCGAAGGAUCCUGGCUGCCACACUAAAAGACGAACUUGGCAGUUUUACCGCAACGUACGGAGUAGAGAUUACGGACGUUGAGUUCUCGGAUGUGAAAGUCUUGAAGGAAGGUGAGAACAUGGGUCUAGCCGCCUUGAGUGCAGUCGUGAAGUCUGAUGCGGGAGUGAAGCUGUGGGAGGUAAUUGCUCCCCAUGUGGAAGAAUUCGCACGUGAAGUCAAAGAGCAAGCAGCAGCUAUGCAGUCCAAAGAUCCAAUGGAUCCUGCAGGACCAUCGCCUGUUUCAGAUAUUACCACGGAGACGUUAGUAGACAUCGGGUCAGCAAGUCGCAGCGCUGAAAAUCUGUCGAUUGACGAAGAUCGCCUGAUUACCAUCAUAAAUAUGGCUAUUGACGAGUCUUUGAUGAAAGCGGUUGGAUGUGUAUACCAGAUAAAAUGCCCUGAAAUAUCAUCGAUAGUGAUCGAUCUGAAACAUCCACCCGGACUAUGCUCCCGAGGUACUCCUGCCGUGAAUCCUGACGUCAUCUUUGAGAUGAGCCAUGACGUCUUCGUGAUGAUCAUCAAACAAGAGUUAUCACCGAUUACAGCCUAUAUGCAAGGUGCAAUGAAGGUCUACGGUCCACUUCAAGACGCCUUGUCAUUGAAGUAUUUAGCCGAACGAGUAAAACAUCUCUUGUAG